Molecule: messenger RNA, 1482 nt
Organism: Impatiens glandulifera
Lineage: Eukaryota; Viridiplantae; Streptophyta; Magnoliopsida; Ericales; Balsaminaceae
Product: stearoyl-[acyl-carrier-protein] 9-desaturase, chloroplastic-like
Exons: 3
Coding region: 86-1282 (398 amino acids)
Biological process (GO): fatty acid biosynthetic process
Cellular component (GO): chloroplast stroma
Molecular function (GO): stearoyl-[ACP] desaturase activity
Source: RefSeq, a predicted model, not a curated record
CUCCUUUCUCUCUCUCUGUUUUAACUUCUUGAAAGCUUUAAUUGAGAGAAGAACUUAGAAAUCAGAAAGCUUUGAGGAUCCAACAAUGGCUUUGAAGCUGAAUCAAACGUCUUUUCAAUCACCCAAGUUAGCUUCAACCUCUCUUACUCGAUCUGGGUAUCUCAGAUCUCAGAGAGUUUUCAUGGCGUCUACACUCCGCACUCCUCCAAUGGAAGUUGAGAAACUUAAGAAGCCUUACAGCCCGCCAAAGGAGGUACAUGAGCAAGUGACUCAUUCUAUGUCACCUGAAAAGAUUGAGAUGUUCAAAUCUUUGGAUAACUGGGCGGAAGAAAAUAUCUUGCCAUACCUGAAGCCUGUGGAGAAAUGUUGGCAACCAAAUGAUUAUCUUCCUGACCCAGCUUCAGAAGGGUUUGAUGAGCAAGUUAAAGAACUAAGAGAAAGAGCAAAGGGGCUUCCAGAUGACUACUUUGUUGUACUUGUUGGAGAUAUGAUUACUGAAGAAGCUCUACCAACUUAUCAGACUAUGCUGAAUACUCUAGAUGGUGUGAGAGAUGAAACUGGUGCAAGUCUUACUUCUUGGGCUGUUUGGACCAGAGCUUGGACUGCAGAAGAAAAUAGACAUGGUGACCUUCUCAACAAGUACCUUUACCUUUCUGGACGUGUUGACAUGAGGCAAAUUGAGAAGACAAUUCAAUACUUGAUUGGAUCUGGAAUGGACCCUCGAACUGAAAACAACCCAUAUCUGGGAUUCAUCUACACAUCAUUCCAAGAGAGAGCAACCUUUGUUUCACAUGGAAACACAGCUAGGCUAGCAAAGGAGCACGGGGAUUUGAAGCUUGCACAGAUAUGUGGCACAAUCGCAGCAGAUGAGAAGCGUCACGAAACUGCCUACACCAAGAUAGUGGACAAGCUUCUAGAGAUUGACGCAGAUGGAACAGUCCUGGCUCUAGCUGACAUGAUGAGGAAGAAAAUAUCUAUGCCAGCCCAUUUGAUGUACGAUGGUCAAGAUGACAAUCUUUUUGAACACUUUUCCUCGGUUGCACAGAGGCUUGGGGUGUACACGGCCAAAGAUUAUGCUGAUAUUCUGGAGUUCUUGGUUGGAAGAUGGGAUAUUGAGAAGUUGACCGGUUUAUCUGGAGAAGGGAAUAAGGCUCAGGAUUAUGUUUGUGGUUUGGCUCCUAGAAUUAGAAGGCUGGAGGAGAGGGCUCAUAGCCGGGCUAAGCAUGUUGCCUCGACUGCGGUCCCUUUCAGCUGGAUUUUCGGGAAGCAAAUCCAACUUUGAAGAUGAAAUAAGGAAAACAGUUAGUUGUUGGUUGGCCACUGAAGGAGAAUGAAAUUGGCUUGAGAGAUGGUCAAGUUUUUUUUCUAUAAAAAAAAUAACUUGUAAUUUGAAUGUUUGCUUUCUUUGUAUUUGGACGAAUUUCCCUAGAAUGUCAAGUUCUCUCUAUUAGUAAGAAAAAAAGAAAAACUGAUGCUUUUCUA